Messenger RNA from Columba livia (rock pigeon), 2553 nucleotides. It is a transcript of the gene PARP11, whose product is annotated as poly(ADP-ribose) polymerase family member 11. NCBI's taxonomy places the organism in Eukaryota, Metazoa, Chordata, Aves, Columbiformes, Columbidae. The coding region runs from base 976 to 1719 and encodes 247 amino acids. The transcript is spliced from 8 exons. Gene Ontology annotation, molecular function: NAD+ poly-ADP-ribosyltransferase activity; NAD+-protein mono-ADP-ribosyltransferase activity. Gene Ontology annotation, cellular component: nucleus. The record is from RefSeq and is a predicted model, not a curated record.
GGGCAGCAUGUGGGGAGCGAGCCCGGGGUGGGCGGCCGAUGCGGUGAGUGCGGGCUGGAGGGGAACGGGGGAAACGGCCGCUCCUUUUAUCUUUCAUUUCCUCAGACCGUCUUCGUACUACGCGCGCCCCGCAGGCCGCUUCGCCCCACUCCCACCCCGCCGCCGCUGGCGAGCGCUCUGCCAGGUUGGGGAAGAGGGUGGGGGCGUAGGCCACCAUCUUUGGGGAAGCCUCCGACUCAGCUGGAGAGGUACUGGUGCUGUGGUUAGAUCUACCACCCUGCCGUGUCCUUGAGCUCUGAUGGGAUCAGCUCUGGAGGGGGUCGGUAAAGAGGGUGACUUCAGCAGUGGUUCCCUGAAGCACAAAGGGGGAAAUGCCUCAAACUACAUCAGAAGAUUUUUUUCCAAAGACGGAAAGUUCAGCUGAAGAGAUGGAUACCUCUGAUACCCAGUGGGGCUGGUUUUAUUUGGCUGAGUGUGGUAAAUGGCAUAUGUUCCAGGCUGAUUCAAACAGUCACUGCUCUGUUAGCAGUGAAGAUAUUGAAAGGAGCUUUCGAACAAACCCACAUGGUUCUGUUUCUUUUACUACUGCAAAAUUUAACUACGUGCUAGACUUUUCAGGUCUUGGUGUCUUGCAUUAAGGACAGUAAUAUACUUUGUCAUCCUAGUUAUAUUAAAGCCAGUGGAAGUUUUGCCAUUGAUUUAGUGGGGCUGAAUCUCAGAUGGUUAUUUUAACAAUAAAUGUUUUGUUUGUGUAAUAUUUGCAUAUUUUGACAACUCAUAUAAAUGACAGUUAUUCUGAGGCCAGUAUUUAGAAACAUUUAUCGAAAAUGCUAAUUUAUUAGUUGUUGAAAUAGGAAUUCCUGUUAAACAACUUUUGCUGUAGUAAUGUUAUUUUUUAAAAUGACAUUUAAGUGUUUCAUAUGCUAUAGAUGACUUGCAGAAACUUUUGUCUUAACUCUUGUUUUAUGCUCAGUGAUGAAACAAAUCAACCUAACUACCCUUAAGCAACGUCCAAUAAAGCGAGCUCCCUUUACUAUCAAUGCUUUCAGUUACAUCUGUGAAAAUGAGGCUAUCCCUAUGCCUUCACACUGGGAGAAUGUAAAUACUGAGGAGCCUUAUCAGCUUAUUCCAUUGCAAAAGAAAACAAAUGAAUAUAAUGAAGUUUCUAGUCUCUUUGGAAAAACAAUGGAUAGCCACCGAAUUAAAAGAAUUAAGAGAAUACAAAAUCUAGACUUGUGGGAGUUUUUUUGCAGGAAAAAAGCUCAACUAAAGAAGAAAAGAGGUGUCCCAACUAUUAAUGAGCAAAUGUUAUUUCAUGGCACCAGUAAUGAAUUUGUAGAAGCAAUAUGUAUUCAUAACUUUGACUGGAGAAUAAACGGGAUGCAUGCUGCUGUAUAUGGAAAAGGGACCUAUUUCGCAAGAGAUGCAUCGUAUUCCAGUCGUUUUUGCAAAGAGGACAUGAAGCAUGGAGAUACUUUUCAAAUUCAUGGCGUGAAUCUGCAGCCUCAUCUGCAUAGACCAGAUAAAGUCAUGUUUCUUGCUCGUGUGUUAACUGGUGACUAUAUCAAUGGCGAUUCAAAGUACAUGAGGCCGCCUUCAAAAGAUGGAAGCUUUGUGAACUUGUAUGACAGCUGUGUGGAUAAUACAUGGAACCCAAAGAUUUUUGUCAUCUUUGAUGCCAACCAAAUCUACCCUGAGUACUUAAUAGAAUUUUGUUAAGUUUGAAAGGAGCUGGACUGAAUGUUGUGUCUUUUUGAUACUUUUGUCCCUCUUGUAAAGACAACAAUGUAAAAACAUGAAGCGUGAAAGGAGAGAGGUGAAAGAAAAGUUAGCAUAUGCUUAUGGAAGAUGGAAGCUAUUAAACAUUUAAGAGAGAUUGUUGGACUGUGUUUAAAAAUCUGUAGACAUUACUAAUCCAUUUUUCAAAUGCAGAGACUAUUACAAACUUGAAAUUGCUUAAGGAGCCUUAAAUACAUUGGGCAUUGGUAAGUUUUCAAAGGCAAGAUUUAUGUUCUGAUUUUUUAAAAUAUAUUACAAGUAUUUAUUCAUGUGGUAAAUAUAUGCCUGUAAUAUAGUAUGCAUAUGGUGAAGCUGAUCUUUUUAGAAAGAUUGUCUGUAGAACAUAAAAAAAACCCAAAACUAACAACAGAACCCCAGGGAGCUUGGCUACAUAUGUGUGUAUGUCUGUGUUCUGUAGUACAUAUUGCUUUGUGUUUGAAGGUCUCUUAUUUUGGAUUCUAAACCUACCAAAAAAAAUCCUUCUGGAGAAAACUGAUGAAAGAACUAUGAAGUUCACCAAAGCUGUUAUGUUUAACUUUAGGUCCCUUUUACUGUAAUCUUCAAUUAUAUACUUGCAAAGCUUUAGUCAUAUACUUUUAAGAUCACAAACCUCUUGCACUAGGAUUUGGACUUUGGUUUUUAUGGAAAUUAUACCCAUAAGCACUUGUGGUUGUUAAUUGCUUGAUUUGUAACUGUUGAGGUCAAUGUUAGGAUGUCACCAGUGCUGUACACCUUUGAGUUCUUACUCUAUAAAAUGUUUGUCCUAUUGUUAUA